Molecule: messenger RNA, 4916 nt
Organism: Malaclemys terrapin pileata
Lineage: Eukaryota; Metazoa; Chordata; Testudines; Emydidae
Gene: FHOD1
Product: formin homology 2 domain containing 1
Exons: 25
Coding region: 53-3967 (1304 amino acids)
Biological process (GO): cortical actin cytoskeleton organization; actin filament network formation
Cellular component (GO): cytoplasm; cytoskeleton
Molecular function (GO): actin filament binding
Source: RefSeq, a predicted model, not a curated record
UGCGCCGGGUGGGCGCGCGGGGAGCUGCGCUGCGCUGCGCUGUGUUGCGCCCAUGGCGGCCGGGCCCGGCGCCGCGCUCUGCCGCCUGCAGUACCUGGAUGACAGCGACCCCUUCUCGUGCGCCAGCUUCCCGGAGCCGCGCCGCGCGCCCGUGCACCCGCUGCCGGAGGCGCUGCCGCUGGGCGCGCAACUGCCCGCCCUGCACCGCCUGCUGGGCGCGCCCCUGCCGCUGGCGGAUUGUACGCUGCAGGUCUCACCAUCUGGCCAGUACCUGGAUCUUGAUCUGUCCCUGCUGGAGCAGAAAGAUGAGCUGGAAGGAUUCUACGAGGAGAUCAGCAAAGGGCGGCGGCCAACUCUGAUCCUGCGCACGCAGCUCUCCGUCCGAGUCCAUGUCAUCCUCGAGAAACUGUACAACUCCCAGGGGCCGGAGCUGAGGCGCUCCCUCUUCUCCCUCAAGCAGCUCUUUCAGGAGGAUAAAGACCUGGUGCCAGAGUUCGUGAACUUGGAGGGGCUGACAUGCUUGAUCAAAGUGGGAGCCGAGGCCGACCAGAACUACCAGAACUAUAUCCUGCGAGCACUGAGCCAGAUCAUGCUAUUCGUGGACGGGAUGUUGGGCGUGAUCGCGCACAACGAGACCGUGCAGUGGCUCUACACGCUCUGCGGGAGCAUGUACCGCCUGGUGGUGAAAAUGGCGCUGAAGCUGCUGCUGGUGUUUGUGGAGUACACUGAGUCCAAUGCCCAGCUCCUCAUCCAGGCUGUCAACACGGUGGAGCAGGCUAGAGGUGCGUAUCCAUGGUCCAACCUGGUUGCAAUCUUAGAGGAGCGCAAUGGGGCCGACACGGAGCUGCUGGUGUUUGCGAUGACACUGAUCAACAAGACGCUGGCGGCCCUCCCGGACCAGGACUCGUUCUACGACGUGACAGACUGCCUGGAGCAGCAGGGGAUGGAGCGCAUUGUGCAGCGCCACAUGCACAACAAAGGCCUGGAUCCUGACGUGAAGCAGCAGUUUGCAAUCUACGAAACCUCGCUCAGACACGAAGACGGAGUGGAAGAGCUGCCGCCGGGGGCGCGCAAGGAGCGGCGGAAAACAGACGAGAACCGGCGGGGCCGGCGCUCCCUGGGUGGCAACGUAGAUGCCGGAGCCGGUGCAAGCUCCCCAAGCCCAGCCGUGGAGGACAACAAGCUGCCUGAGCCGUCCAGCCCCCUGAGGGAACCCACCGCCGAGACGGGGACGGAGAGCAGCCCAGCUCCGCCCUGCUUCGAGAGUGUUUACAACAGCACGUCCAACGUGCGGCUCUCUGCGCCGGCCUCCCCGGAGGAGAGGGAGCACCCCGGCCUGGGGGAGAGGAGCGUUUUCAAACUUCACCAAACUGCCCCUGUUUGGCGAGAGGAGAGUCCCCCUUUGCGUGGGGACAAGCCCGUUCUGAGGAAGUUUGAAGCUCGCUUCUUGGAAAACCUGGCUUCAUCCCAAAAGGAGAAGCUGUCUGCAAUGUCCAAGGGGCGGCUUGACAUCCUCGCCGAAGCCAUUCCAGGGGGCGGCCAGCUCAGCCCAGAACCACCCCCAGCAGGGAGGCUGGCGCUGAGCGAGGAGAAGGAGCAGAAUGAGACGGCGAACGAGCAGGAGCCGCGCCUGCCGUCAGUCGGGAUCGCUCCAGGGAGAGACGAGAAAGGAGACGGCACAUCAGGGCGCUGUGUCUCCCCGCAGGAGAGCGACGAUCCCUGCCGCUCCGUCUCCUCGGACAAGAAGCUGAUGCGCGACAUGCUGUUUGCCAAAAGCCACGUGGAGCCGGAGCGGGACCUGCUCGUCCCUGAGGCGUCAGCCUCUGCCCAGCGCCCCCGAGCAGCUGGGGACCAGCUGAGCCAGGCAGAGCUGCAAGGCAGUCAGGACCUGGAGAACGCCAGGCCCCAUGGCAAGGCCCCUGACGGGCAGGUCUCUGGCGCCCGGACCCGGCUCCCGCGCACCCAGUCCAGUGUCGAGGCAGAAGCCAACGCUCAGAACGUGGAGCGGGCCCUCCUGACCCCGUUUAAAAAGGACUUUGAGUUCAUGUGGGAUCGUCCGGAGGCUGGCCCCAUGCUGCUGAAGAUCAAAGACCUGGACUUCUCAGACCUGGGUGAAGAGGAAGAUUUUGAUGCCUUAGAGCAAGGGGCAGUAGGAAAUGACUCUUUCCAUGUGCCUCCUCCACCACCUCCUGGCACUGGGGCACUGACUGCAGGAGGCCUCCUGGCUCCCCCACCACCACCACCCCCUCCUCCUAGCUGUCCCCCACCCCCCGGCUGUCCUCCGCCCCCACCACCCCCUGUUCCUGGCUGCCCACCCCCUCCUGCGUUGCUGGGCCCCCCUGCGCCAGAUGGCCGUUCCCCUGCCAAGAAGAAGAAGACGGUGAAGCUCUUCUGGAAGGAGCUGAAACACCCCAGUUCCCGUGCUGGGGCUGGCCGGUUUGGCCGGGGCACCGUGUGGGCGUCCCUGGAGAGAGUGGAGAUUGACGCGGCCAAGCUGGAGCAUCUCUUUGAGUCCAGAGCGAAGGAAGUGCUGAGUUCCAAGAAAGCUGCUGACGGGAAGAAGUGCACGGUGAUCCUCGACCCCAAGAGGAGCAAUGCCAUUAACAUCGGCCUGACGGUGCUGCCGCCCGCUCACAUCAUCAAGACGGCCAUUCUCAACUUUGACGAGUUCGCCAUUAACAAAGAAGGGAUUGAGAAAAUCCUGACCAUGGUUCCCACCGACGAAGAGAAGCAAAAGAUCCAGGAGGCGCAGCUCGCCAAUCCCGACGUCCCCCUGGGCUCAGCCGAGCAGUUCCUGCUCACCCUCUCCUCCAUUAGCGAGCUCACGGCUCGCCUCCAACUGUGGGCAUUCAAGCUGGACUAUGAGAGCAUGGAGCAGGAGAUCGCGGAGCCUCUGUUUGACCUGAAAUUGGGGAUGGAACAGCUGGCCAAAAACCAGACCUUCAGAUGUAUCCUGGCUACUCUGUUGGCCAUGGGGAACGUCCUCAACGGCUCCCAGAGCCGGGGCUUCGAGCUCAGUUACCUGGAGAAGGUCUCGGAGGUGAAGGACACCGUGCACCGGCAGUCUCUGCUGCACCACCUGUGCCACGCGGUGGUGGAGAGGUUCCCCCAAACCAGCGACCUCUACUCGGAGAUCGCCGCCAUCACCCGCUCAGCCAAGGUUGACUUUGACGAGCUGGCGGAAAGCCUGAGCCAGCUGGAGCGACGGUGCAAAGCAUCAUGGGACAGCCUGAAGGCCAUCGCCAAGCACGAGACCAAACCGGGCCUGAAGAGCAAGCUGAUGGACUUCCUGAAGGACAGCUCCCGGAAGAUCCACGUUCUGAAGGUGGUGCACAGACGCAUACUCCACAGGUUCCGCUCCUUCCUGCUGUUCCUGGGCUACUCGCCGGCGGCCGCGCGGGACAUGAAGGUGACGGGGUUCUGCCGGCUCCUGCGGGAGUUCGCCCUGGAGUACCGCACGUGCCGAGAGCGCGUCCUGCAGCAGCAGCGCAAACGGGCCGCGUACCGCGAGAGGAACAAGACCCGGGGCCGGAUGAUCACGGAGAUGGAGCGAUUCUCCGGCAUGGCCGACAGCCCUGAGGCAAGCCCCUCUCCAGCCGUGGGGUCGGCCUGCCCAGAGCAGCAGGCGGAUGCAGGCCACGAGACCAUGAAGAGUGUGUUGAGCUCGGCUCUGGAGCCCCACAGCCGGCGCAGCAGGGCCAGCCGAGGCGUGGGUCGGUCAAGCCCCUCCAGCGGCUCCGUGCCCCAGGACGACAGCUCCGGCUCCCCGGCCGACGCCUCGGAUGAAAUCAUGGAUCGCCUUGUGCAGUCCGUCACCCACAGCGCCGGCCCGCGGCCGGGCGCCGCCAAGGAGCGCAAGAGGUCACGUGUCAGCAGGAAGUCCAUGCGGCGGACUCUGAAGAGCGGCCUGAGCGAUGACUUGGUGCAGGCCCUGGGCCUGGCGCAAGCUCCCAGCGUGCAAGUGUGACGGUUGCCAUGGCCAGCGGAGCCGCUGCGGAAGGAGCCUGCCUAGAGCCCGCGAUGCCCCACUCCCCGGAGCGAGCGGGGCCAUGAACGCGCUGAGCGGGAGCCCGGCCGGCCCAGCCCAGCGCUCUGCGGCCUGGAGGAAGGCAGUCGCUGGGCAGGGCCGGUGUUUGGGGAGCACCGAGCCCCUGCCCCGGGGCCGCAGCCCAGCAUGCUGACACCACUGGAGCCUCUCUGAAGCGUCGCCUGCUGGUGCCACAGGAUGGGCACUCACGCCACAGUGGCUACUGCUUCUCCCCACCCCCACCAUGGGCCUCCCUGCGUCCUGUCCCCCCCACACACCCUGCCCUAUGGGCCCCCCCACAUCCUGCCGUCCGUCCGGCCCGUGCUUUCCUGCAGUGGGGCCGUGCGCCGAGUGGAUUUGCUCUGGGGACACUAUAGUAUUUGAGCCCUUUGUGGGUAGCUGGCGAGUGCAACGUGUGCUGUGGAUUAGUUUGGCUGGGCCCUGCAAAGAGAAGCGCUGGCUGCAGCAGAGGCUUGGGCAUGGAUGGGCUGCAUAGCACUGCCACCGCACUCCAUCUCCUUGGGUUUGCAUCCUGCCUUUCCCCUUCGGGUCGCUGGAUUCCAGGGCUUCUCCGAGACUUCCCAGGGUCUCGCUAGGAAGCGAGUAGCAUUUCCCUGGUGGCUGGCACUGGCUGGCACCUGCAUCCUCCCAGGGCUCCUGGUGAUGGGCGGGGUCUGCGUGUGCACUAGCUGAGCAGUGCGUGGAAGCCCCCCUCCCCUGGGGGAGCACAGGGCUGGCUGGUCGCCCGGGAUGUGCAGUCAGACCCCCGUUAUGGUGAGUCGGGUUGUGUGCACUGCAGCCACCCUCCAGCAGCACCUGGGGUGGGAAGGUCCCAGGGCAGUCGCUGGGGCCGGUGCCAAUUGGACUGAAUAAAGACACCUGCUGUUGA